AUGGCGAAUCCUUCGCGAGGGAGACCGCGUCUUUCGGGCUCUGCCAAGCUAGUGCGGCUUAGAUCUUCUGUAUAUGACUUAUGGAACCAAAGAAAGUCAUCGCUUGGUUUCGAAAAUACCACAAAUAGUGAGUUUGCUGAGUUUCUGCUCCAUUUACCCACGGAAGAGAGGAGAGAUGUGGAUGUUACCGGCACAAGCAAAAAUUCUACCACUUGUAGUUGUAGCAUGACACAAUUGAAUAUUGUACCUGGGAAUCCAUUUUCUACAUGUGAAGACCAGUCUGGGAGCUCCUCAGAAUCAGAUAGUGAAGAAGAUAGUGUUCAUGACUUUGACGUUAGAAUGGAUUYUAUUGUUGAGGAUUUAUGCAAAACAGAUGAUGAUAGUGAAAGUGAAACAAGUUUUGUAUCUGACAUGGAUAUAUCUGAGAGAGAUGAUGAAGCCACUCUAACAAUGGUGGAAGAUGUUUUCCCUGAAGAAGAAACUGAAGAUAUUCAAAUAUCAAUGUGUUCUGGCACCAGUCCAACUAUGAACUUCUCUCUUCAAUCACAGUCUUCUGGUCAAUCUCUGUCUGAUACAGUAUCAACUGAAGAAACUGAAGAUAUUCAAACAUCAAUGUGUUCUGGCAACAGUCCAACUAUGAACUUCUCUCUUCAAUCRCAGUCUUCUGGUCAAUCUCUGUCUGAUACAGUAUCAACUGAAUCUUGUUUGAAUGUAACAAGUGAGCCAUUACAGCAAAAUGAAAAGGGAGAUGCUAUAGACAGGUCUUUAGAAGAAAAUUCACAGGAAGUGCUGUUGUCAUUUCAAAGGUCAUUCGAAAAAUUAAAAGAAGUUGAUGGACUUGAGGAUAUGAUUGAGCUACAUUCUAGGGAACGUGUUAUGGUGUCAACCCAAAAGCUUUUGGAUCUAAAAGGGGACUUCUGCACUGCCACAUUGCAGGAUGGUCAAGUGUGUGGAAAGGUUCUUCAACAUUGGGGCAAGCGUGUUGGAACAUGCAUCGAGAUUGACUGGAAAUGUAGUAGYGGACAUUAUGGUAAAUGGGAAUCAUCUGAGAUUGUGACCUACAAUAGGUAUUCAAAGGUCUAUGCCAAUAAUUCCCUUUUUGCUAUUGCCCUUGUGCUUUCAGGCAAUAACUUUGCAAAAAUAGAUUUGUUUUGCAAAGCUCUCAAGCUUUAUGGUUUGAGCAAGAACAGCUUUUGCCAUUUUCAGAGAAAUUGUGCUUUGCCAGUAGUGCAAAAUGUUUGGGCAAAGAUGAACAGAGAAGUUAUCAAUACUAUUAAAGUAUACAAGGACCUCUGCUUGAGUGGAGAUGGACGAAACGAUUCGCCUGGACACAGCGCUCGAUACUGUGUGUAUUCAUUGAUGGAGCAUUGUACCAAGGCCAUUGUUGACCUGGCAGUUAUUGAUAAAAGAGAGACCGGGGGGAAUUCCAUUACUAUGGAGAGGGAAGGGCUGAAGAGGCUCUUAGAGAAGCUAAUGAAGGAAAUUACUAUAAGUGAGCUUUGCACAGAUGCAUCAUCUACCAUUAUAAAGCUUGUGAGGGAUAUGAAAGCAAAAUUUCCUGAACUGAAGCAGAUAGUCCACUCAUUGGACAUUUGGCACAAGGCCAAGAAAUUAUCCAAAUCUUUGCAUAAGGCUGCUAAAGUCAAGAGCUGUGCAGGUUUGAAAGUAUGGAUUGAACCAAUUGUAAAUCACUUUUGGUACUGUGCACAGUCUUCGAAUGGGGAUGUCAAYGAAUUGAAAAAGGAUCAAAUGGUUGGUACAGUGCACCCGUGUACAAUCUGUUAA
Exaiptasia diaphana is the source of this 1785-nucleotide messenger RNA. RefSeq lists its product as uncharacterized. NCBI's taxonomy places the organism in Eukaryota, Metazoa, Cnidaria, Anthozoa, Actiniaria, Aiptasiidae. The transcript is spliced from 7 exons. The record is from RefSeq and is a predicted model, not a curated record. The coding region runs from base 1 to 1785 and encodes 594 amino acids.